AUGGCCCUAGAAGCAGAUGCUGGAUAUGAAGACAUUCUUCAGUUUCGUUUCUCCGACAUUAUUGCCAAGAAAUGUAAUGGAUCAGCACUAACAUCAGAGGAGAUCCGAUAUGUGGUGCAGGCAGCUUUGACAGGCCAGGCUGAAGAGAGUCAGCUAGGUGCACUACUCAUGGCCAUCCGAAUUCGUGGAAUGGACCCGAAAGAGACGCUGACUCUUACAAAGGAAUUGGUAGCUUCAGGUCACGUGCUCCAGUGGCCAGAAGAAUGGAAUGGGUUUUUGGUGGAUAAACACUCCACAGGAGGAGUAGGGGAUAAAGUUAGCUUGCCUUUGGCACCGGCACUUGCUGCUUGUGGUUGUAAGGUUCCAAUGAUCAGUGGACGAGGGUUGGGACAUACAGGAGGGACACUCGAUAAAUUGGAAUCUCUCCAAGGAUUCAGUGCAAAACAAAGCCCUGCACAGAUGCAGAAGAUUUUGCAAUCAGUCGGCUGCUGCAUUGUUGGACAGUCUGGAGAUCUAGUGCCAGCUGAUAAAAUUUUCUAUGAAAUUCGAGAUGUGACAGCAACGGUAGAUAGUCUGCCACUGAUCACAGCUUCAGUGAUGAGCAAGAAAGUAGCUGAGAAUGUUUCAGCACUGAUCUUGGAUGUCAAAUUCGGAGAGGCUGCUCAGAGCCCAACCAUAGAGGAGGCAAGAAUUCUGGCAGAGAGUCUUGUCAGUGUUGGGGUCUCACUUGGGACGCCCACGAUAGCGCUGCUUUCUAACAUGGACAGCCCCAUUGGUCGUUGUGUGGGAAACACUCUGGAAGUAAUAGAAGCACUAGAGUGCCUGGAAGGGGCUGGUUCGCAGGACCUACGAGAACUGGUGACAAGGACAGGUGGUCACCUCCUUUGGUUAUGUGGUAAGGCUGACUCAGAAGUUCAAGGAGCAGAAGCCAUUGCCAAAGCCCUGGACAAUGGAUCUGCUCUUCAGUGUUUUCGAGCAAUGUUGGAGGCCCAAGGGGUACACUCUGAUAUAGCAAGGAACCUCAGCUCCACAAGCAACUUCCGCAAAGCAUCCCACCAACAACUGUUGCGGGUUGAUAAAGCAGGCACAGUUAAAAUGAUCCGAGCAAGACCUAUUGCUGAAAUUCUGAAUGCACUGGGGGCUGGGAGAAGCCGAGCCACUGAUAUCAUAAACCACAGUGUUGGAGCUGAGCUGUUGGUGGAAGUGGGGCAACAUGUAGAGAAAGGAGACCCCUGGAUUAGGAUCCAUUAUGAGAGCCCACCACUCCAGGAUAAGCAGAGGCAGUCUCUGCAGGCUUCAAUUUCCAUCAUAGAUUGCCCACCAUUUACUCCACCAUCACGUAUCCGGGAGAUCAUCACCCACCAGGGCAAGAGUGAAGAGACUGGGACAAACAUGAGGAGAGAGGGGGAGACCAGCUGAAAUAAUAUGUGACAUUUUAUCAUGUAAAAAAAUGGCACUAAUUACUCACAAACGUAUUGUUGUAGUAUUUAACCCCUUAACGACCAAUGAUGUGCCUGGCACGUUAUGGCAUUAAAUGAGCUUGGAAAGAUUGC
This is a messenger RNA of Spea bombifrons (plains spadefoot toad), 1553 nucleotides long. It is a transcript of the gene TYMP, whose product is annotated as thymidine phosphorylase. Gene Ontology annotation, cellular component: cytosol. Lineage: Eukaryota; Metazoa; Chordata; Amphibia; Anura; Pelobatidae. Gene Ontology annotation, biological process: pyrimidine nucleobase metabolic process; pyrimidine nucleoside metabolic process. The record is from RefSeq and is a predicted model, not a curated record. The transcript is spliced from 10 exons. Gene Ontology annotation, molecular function: pyrimidine-nucleoside phosphorylase activity; 1,4-alpha-oligoglucan phosphorylase activity. Bases 1 to 1419 code for a protein of 472 amino acids.